GUCUGCAGUUGCCUUUCACACUCCGCUAUGUUACUGCAGAGUGUAACAGUGGCGGUGGUGGCGGUGGUGGUAGCGGCGGUGGUGGUGGGAGUGGAAGGGGAACGCACUGACACAUAUGAGUACGCUCCUCCUGCUCGCUACCACGACUCGGAGGAAUCUCAGGAUUCCGACGAGUCCACAGUCAGGCCAAACUUCAACUACAACUUCGCCGUGAAGGACGACUUCUUCAACAACAACUUCGGCCAGCAGAAGACACGCGACGGAGAGAACACGAAAGGCUCCUAUUACGUGCAGCUCCCCGACGGCCGCCUGCAGAAGGUGACCUACUACGUGAACGGCGACUCAGGCUACGUGGCGGAGGUCAGUUACGAGGGCGAGGCGCGGGAGUACGUGCCGAAGCCGAGGAAAGUGAAAGAGUCUAGAGAGUCUUUGAAAACCUUGUAUCACGGUCAUGAAUCCAAAGAGUCUGAGGAGUCUUACGGCCCCGCGAGAGACUCCUACCGGCCCCGUGAGUCCAGGGAGUCCUACGCCGCUGGGAAGACGUUGUAUGGAUCCAGCGAAUCCAAGGAGUCCAAAGAAUCCUACUCCCAUACAAGCGUGUCCUACCAGUCCCUUCAGUCCGAGGAGUCCCAGGAAGCUGUCUCUUAUUCCGCGCCGCCCAAGACAGUUCGUAAUGAGCAGAAACCCGCCUACACGUACCCGAGCCCUUCACGUGCCCCAGGCCGCGCUUCCCUGCAGGAGACAGUCGCAGCCAAACCCUCACGAAGGCGAUCUAAACAUUCGUCGGAGGAAAGAGAGACACAUUCCUCCUCUUCUCAGUUUUCAUCGGGUCGCUCAUCGCGGCCAAAGGCGAGAGCCUCCGAGGAAAGCCACAUAAAGUCAAGUCGGUCGCAGAGGACAAGAGACUCUGAGGAAAGCGACCCGAGGAAAGACUCCGAGGAAAGUCAAACAUACUCUCUCCCUUCGAAGUCUUCAGAUCAUUCGCAAAGACCUGGAAAAGCAGACUCCGACGAAGAGCCUCAGGAAAUCCCUCACCCCAGCUCAGAGAAGAGUAACGGAGCGAAGGAUUCCAGCGAGGCAUCUCCUUCUGCUCCUUCUGCUUCUCACGAUUCCUAUUCCUACGAGGCGCCUCUCUACGUCCCUCAAAACACAAAGCAGCAACGAAGCUCCUACAGUCCCGUGAAACUGCUGGCGUAGUGCACGCGUUCGCUGACCUCCGUUCUCUUUUCCCAUGUUGGUGCUUCUUGGGGGGACUUGUAUAUUGUUGACCUGUAUUGUGUUUUGCCAAUACUUUAAUGAAUGUGAAUAAAAUGUUGCCGUAUUGAG
Messenger RNA from Scylla paramamosain (green mud crab), 1326 nucleotides. RefSeq names its product serine/arginine repetitive matrix protein 5-like. The transcript has 3 exons. The coding region runs from base 28 to 1197 and encodes 389 amino acids. Gene Ontology annotation, cellular component: extracellular matrix. Lineage: Eukaryota; Metazoa; Arthropoda; Malacostraca; Decapoda; Portunidae. The record is from RefSeq and is a predicted model, not a curated record.